AUGGCGCGCUUAUGCGGUGGCGGCUGUUCAGGUCCUGCUUUUGCCUGUAAUCCAACUGCUCUGCGAACCCAGAGAAGGUUUCGAGGUUGUUCGAGUUCUGGAGAGCGUCCGAGUUUCUCUCAGCCGCGCUUUGUGCGGGCGCAAAGGCGGCGAACGGCAAGACUCGCUCUUUUGCGAGCCUGUGGGAAUGAGGACCCCGGCAACCACAGUGGACAGAGCAGGACAACUGAAAAACUCCAAGGGCUUGUGGAUGCCUUCAAGAAACUUGGCGACCAAAAGCUGAGGGUUCAGCAGCUUUUGCACAUGGCGUCGACCCUGCCACCGUUUCCGCGCGAGCGCAGAGUGCUCGCAAACCGCGUACGGGGCUGUCUCAGCGUCGUGCACGUAGAUGCCUUCUUGGAUAAGGAAGGCAAAGUUGAGUUUAUUGGUGACUCUGACUCACAGCUUACCAAGGGGCUUGUUGCUUUCCUUAUUCGAGGCCUCAGUGGAUACAGUGUGGAAGAGGUAUGUGCGGUGACGCCUGACUUUAUCAAAGAGUCGGGUCUGGGUGUGAGUUUGACUCCAGGCCGUACGAACGGUUUUCUGAACAUGCUACGGACAAUGCAAGAAAAGGCCAGAAUGCUCGGCAUGGGUGAGGCAAACUCUAUGCAGUCCACAGCAAAUGGCAAGGUAUCCAUGAAGGAGGUCAUCGAAAACAAGCUUCAGGUAUUGAAACCAGACUUGAUUGAAAUUCGUGAUGACUCCGCAAAGCAUCGAGGUCACGAAGGUGCCCAUGAGCGACGAGGCGAGACGCAUUUUACAAUCAAAAUUGUGAGCGAUACCUUCAAAGACAUGCCCGAGGUGAAACGACACAAGCUGGUUUAUGCUCUUUUGAGCGAGGAGCUUAAUUCCAGAAGAAUCCAUGCACUGAGCAUCAUAACGCUCACACCGAUUGAAGCACACAGUGGCCCUGGAGUUGCAUAA
Messenger RNA from Cyanidioschyzon merolae strain 10D, 963 nucleotides. RefSeq lists its product with no specific name. Lineage: Eukaryota; Rhodophyta; Bangiophyceae; Cyanidiales; Cyanidiaceae. Bases 1 to 963 code for a protein of 320 amino acids. The record is from RefSeq and is a predicted model, not a curated record. The transcript has a single exon.